AUGGAUCCAAGGAUUCCAUAUAGCCAGUCUUCUGGUUAUAUGGGCCUUCUUCACAGUCAACACGACUCUGUUCGUGAAGAAAACUCUCCUUAUGAGAGUUUUCAUUCUCUAUCUUCUGAAGUCCCUCAGUUCAGUUCACAACAAUGGGAGGCUCCAGCUCCAACUCCACCUACAGACACACCCGUGGGACGUGGGAAGAGACAUACGUGGACUCCAGGCGAUGACGAGCUGCUGAUCAGUGCUUGGUUAAACACUUCUAAGGAUCCUAUUACCGCCAAUUACCAAAAGUCUGGGACAUUCUGGAAACGAGUUGGAGAUUAUCUCUUCGCAGCUUUGAAAGAAAGAUAUGGUGUUGAUUGUGGGGAGCAUCUCCAUUACAAGCAAAGGUGGCACAAAAUCAGUGACCAAACUAACAAGUUUUGUGGUGCAUAUGCUGCUACAGAGAGACGUCAUAGUAGUGGUCAGAAUGAGAAUGAUGUUCUCAAGGAGGCCCAUGACAUAUACUACCGUGAUAACAACUCGAAGUUUACACUUGAGCAUGCUUGGUGUGUGUUGAGGUAUGAACAGAAAUGGGCUAACCUCAACCCCAAACCUUGUGGAAGUUCAAAGAGGAAAACCGUUGAAACAGGAGGUUCCCAAACCGUUGAUGAACAUGAGACCCGGCCUAUAGGUGUGAAGGCUGCAAAAGCUAAGCGGGGUAAGGCUCAAGGGAAGUCUGUUGAAGACUAUCAGAGGAUUUGGGAAGUGAGGAAAGAGGAUUUGGCGGGGAAAGAGUUACUGUCAAAGAUUGCCAUUCUAGAUAGUCUCCUUACCAAAAAGGAACCACUCACCGAGGCUGAAGAAGCUGCGAAGGACAAGCUCCUUGCCGAGUGUUAUGUUAUGAAUGUUUCAGUUUUCAUGGGUCAGUACAGCUAUAGCCAGCCUUCCCAAUCUGAGACGUUUGGAGGGGAUGGUGCGGACAGUGGAUACAGCGAAAUUGAAGCUCUCAUUCGUCAAGACCAAGCUGAGUUGAGCUACGCGAACGGUGAGGAGUUUGUGUACCCUCCGCAACCUGAGGUGGAGUUUGUGUACCCUCCGCAACCUUAG
Messenger RNA from Raphanus sativus (radish), 1086 nucleotides. Its product is annotated as glutathione S-transferase T3-like. Lineage: Eukaryota; Viridiplantae; Streptophyta; Magnoliopsida; Brassicales; Brassicaceae. The coding region runs from base 1 to 1086 and encodes 361 amino acids. The record is from RefSeq and is a predicted model, not a curated record. The transcript has 3 exons.